Messenger RNA from Exophiala spinifera, 1527 nucleotides. RefSeq lists its product as uncharacterized. The coding region runs from base 1 to 1527 and encodes 508 amino acids. The record is from RefSeq and is a predicted model, not a curated record. The transcript is spliced from 4 exons. NCBI's taxonomy places the organism in Eukaryota, Fungi, Ascomycota, Eurotiomycetes, Chaetothyriales, Herpotrichiellaceae.
AUGGUUCCUACUGCGACCAUUCCAGCAAUGGUCCUAGCAGGACAAAACCUCGUCCUCGACAUUCUCGCCGCCUACGUAGUGUGGCAGAUGCCGUGCUGGAUCUCGCCUUUCUACAUCUUCAUCUCGCACCGUACUGCUCAGACGAUCCUGGCCCUUGCAGCUGUCGUUCUGCUGUUCACGUUGAAAAACCUAGAUCGAGCCAUUGCUGUGCCUCGCAUUGCUCUCUUGUGCGAAGGGGCUGUAGAGGCAAGUGUACUCUACCUUUAUCAGUCUAUUCGAAAUGGUCUCCAUUCCUCCAACCAAGUCAUACGCUACGAACCAGUCGUGUUCGCCAUCUGGUUCGCGCCCAAGAUCGCUCCUUUUGGUCUGACAUCAGUUGUACCGUGGCACUGGCAGCCAAUCGUCUUUGCGGUCCCGUACAUCCUCGAUCAAGUGCUCCAGAUAGUCAUGUGCGUCAUAUUUUGCCAACGAAUCUUUGUGGAAAAGAGAGGCCAUCUCCUCAAGAGAACGGAGUUGUGCCACUGGCACUACGCCUGGGGCGUGUCAAGAGCUGUCUUACAUAUCGUUGCUUCGGGCAUUAUCAUGACUGUGUCGAUCUUGUGGCCAUACCACCAACUAUUGUUCUUCUUGGUGUUGACCAACGUCAUCCUCUUUUCCCCAACACCACGAGCAUUUCUGAGAUACGCCAGGGCUCGUAAGUUGUCUUCGAAUGAUGACCACACAGAGACAGAAAGAGACAUGUCAAAGCCUCAGAUUCAACACGGCAUAACCGUCCCCGCCCGGGCAGUGACGACCCAGGAGCAUGGCUCAGGUGAGCAGCUUAUCACGGCGUCGGCGUCAAAGCUCUCUCUUCGAGCGAUGCGAUCCAAUGAAUCAUCUGCCUUGUGGUCCGAGGUCCUGGAGAUCGAAGGCUACAUGUUCCACGUCAGUCGAAAGAACGGACGGCACCAUUUUACCCUGGAUAGCUCCGAUGACCUCUGGUCGCUCCGGGCCGUCCGUCGGCUCCUUCCCUGGGCAUCGCGCUAUCCCAGGGACAAGUGCACAGCUGAGGAGUUCCUCCUGCUCGCCCCUGGGUAUCUCGAGUGCCAUCCAUUUCGCGAGGGCACACCGUCGCUGUACGACAUCAUGCGCGACAUCCAUCGGAAGGAACUGCAGCAUACUCUCGACAACUUCCCUGCGCACCAGGCUCGCUGUGACGAAUGUCUCGUGGGGUCGUGCCCUGAGUUGUUUUCUUUGAUGUUCAGGUUGCUGCUGGACAUGGUUAACACGCGCGUCAUUCUGCAUUACCGUGUAGUUGAGAUCGCCGCCCGGGCCCACGGGUACGAAGAUCGGCUGCUCUUGACUCGAGUGGAGCCGACGACGAGGUCGACGGUGCGGUUGGAGUUUGUCCGCCACAAUGCGUUGGUCGUCAUUGAGACCCCGUGGGAGGAGCUGUCCACCAUCAGUUCAAAGGGCAUCUGCAUCGACGUGUCCCACGACACAGAGUGUAUCCUCCCCGGAUGGUCUGAGGAUGGCACCCUAGCAUAG